CCGAGGAAGCGACGCAAAAGGACCGUGGCGAGCGGCGCCCCUGAGGACUGCUUUUCCUGCUCGAAGCGGGGAGACCGCUGCGACCGCCGCCGGCCGUAUUGCUCGCAGUGUCUCGAUGCUGGUCGCGAGUGUCCCGGGUACAAGACGAAGCUCACCUGGGAUGUCGGCGUGGCCAGCCGGGGCAAACUGCGCGGCCUGUCGUUGCCCGUCAUGGGCGCGAGACCAGCAGUCACGACGGCGGAGGAUGCCCAGCCAUCAUCAGAGCAGGCCAGUCGAUCUCCCGCGGCGAACACACUGGAGGAGGAGGAGCCUCGAGGGCAUGGAGUAGUAGGACCACAGACCGUCGAUCCAGUGUCACAGUGUCCCGCCUCCUACCUUCCCGGUCAUUAUACUGCAGGACAGGUGACAAAUCAGUGGAGAGAAAGGGUCGACUCGGAGCAGAGUAGGGAGGAAGAGGCGGUGCAAGUCUACGACCACUCGUUCUUCCCCGCCCACCCACCGUUAUUUGCGCCUCUCCUCGUCUCUCGGUCGGUCGGACGGACGCCUCGGCUGCAGUAUCUAAUCAAUUACUACUGUGAAGUCAUUGCGCCUGUCAUCUUCACGUUUGACGGCCCCACCAACCCCUUCCGAACGUAUAUCCUACAUCUGGCGCAGGAGAGCGAGGCCCUGCAGGAAGCUCUGGCGACGCUGUCGGCGAGCAACCUGAAACAACGGCGGAUCCGCCAGACCGUCACGCACGGCAAGACGCUGCCCGCCCGCAUGUCGUGGAUGGCCCACCGCGCCCUGACGGACACCGAAGACGAUCUGGCCUCCAUCCCGGACAGCUUCCGGCGCGAGGAGCUUCGCCACCGCUCCCUGGCCGUGACGGCCCUGAACGCCCAGCUGGCCGACCCGACCCGCCGGCUGUCGGAUUCGGCGCUGGCGGCGCUGCUCAUCCUGUGGUACUAUCAUGCAUGCGAUACCGGGGUGGCGCAGUUGCAGGCCCAUUUUGCCGGCGUGAUGAAGCUGUUGGCGAUCCGGCUGCAGCGGGCCCGAGCCGUGUCGGACGAGAUGAAGUGGUUCAUCCGCACCUUCACCUUCAUCGAUUGCGUCACCGCCACCGUCAACAAUCGCGAGAGUCCCCUGUGGGGCCUCUGUCUCGAGACCGCGGCUCUGUGCCAAGGGGAUUGGAGUCUAGAGAAUCUGGCGGGGCUGGAUGGCACUCUAUUCAAACUAGUCGCCCAGCUCGGUAGGCUCAACUCUCUACGGCGUACCUGUACUUCUCUAUAUGUUCCCGCUGCUACUACUACUACCACCACCACCAGUGCAUUACCAAUCGGGCACCCUCAGUAUGUAGCGGACCCCUUCUGGACGGAAUGGCACGCUCUGCGCCAUCAGCUGGAAUCAUGGCGGCUCCCCGACGGACUCUUCCACUCGCCGAGGGCAGCAGUGACCCCACAGUAUGUGGCAGACCUGUUCAACAUCUCCGAAUCGUUCCGGCAGGCCGCCCUGGUGUACAUGGAACGACUGGCGAACCCGGAGCUGCCGUCGGCACACCCGCGGAUCCAGACGAUGGUGCAGAUUGCGCUGCGCUUCCUGACGGCGGUGCAGUCGGAUGUAUAUCUGCUGUGGCCGCUGUUCAUCACGGGGUCGGAGUGUGUGUCCGAGCUGGACCGGGCGGUGAUCCGUCGGCGGUGCUCGGGGAUCGAAAACGAUUCCGCCUUUUUUAAUAACCUGUCGUGUCUGGAAUUACUUGAGCGGAUCUGG
Molecule: messenger RNA, 1746 nt
Organism: Penicilliopsis zonata CBS 506.65
Lineage: Eukaryota; Fungi; Ascomycota; Eurotiomycetes; Eurotiales; Aspergillaceae
Exons: 1
Biological process (GO): positive regulation of transcription by RNA polymerase II
Cellular component (GO): nucleus
Molecular function (GO): DNA-binding transcription factor activity, RNA polymerase II-specific; zinc ion binding; transcription cis-regulatory region binding
Source: RefSeq, a predicted model, not a curated record